GCGACGCUCAGACUUGAGCUCCGACUGAAGAGAGAGAGAGAUAUUUUUAGCAAAUUAAUCAAUAUUCUUAUUCAUUUUGUUAAAUUAUUUAUACAUUUCGAUGACGCGACAGUGUAAUUUACGGCUCUGAAGUCACCCCUAGUCGGUCCAACUAAUGUUACAAACCCUCUCUAUAUUUAUUAAAGCCGUCUUAAGAGGGUGCAGCCGUGAGAAGGCGAGAUUUCGAUAUUUUAGUGACUUUUGACAUGCUACUUUUCACAUAAUCGAAGCUUAUUAAAUAAAGAAAUGUACAAUUAUGUAAACAUAAAGUCUUAUAGAAGUGUACUGCAAAGGAAAAUUUUGGUAUUUAAUAGUACAUCUUUGUUUAAUUUGUCAUUUCUUAAAAGCAAAAUUUCAAAAGCGCUCGUCAGAGCUCACUUUGAGAUAUGAAAUUACCAUUAAGCUAUGUAAAUACAUUUUUUUUAAUAUUUUCGUAGGACAGAAUAUAUAGUCUAUUGGUGAACCACAGCGGAAAAUAUUAAAAAUUAUAUAUUUUAAUAAUUACGCACCCAUUUUUAUAAAUGACUUAUUAUACGAUUUUGGAAACAGCUUUUUAUGAGAAAAGCCCGAUUUUAUUCGUUAAAACUAUUUUGUAUCGAUUAACUGAGGAUGAAUAAAUAAUAAAAGUAAAUUUACAUAAUUAUUAUACGACGAUAGUUAUUACAAACUAUUAUUGAAAAUGGCCUUACGCGCACGGGCGAAUGUGAUUUAGUACGCGCCGGGUCAUCCCAGAGGGUGGACGUAUCGCUCAUUUCCCGCGCGUCUAAAAGUUGAUUGACCUUACGUACGACCGAGGUUCAAAAGGAGUAUAGUGCGUCAUUGGAUUUGAUACUUUAGUAAGUAAAAUUUCUAGUUAAUGUUUCUUUCGAGUUGUCAUAUCGCAAUUUUGCUAAAAAAUAAUAUUAUUACAGGCAUGGGUAACAAACGCAAAAAAUAUAGUUGCAGUAGAAAUGCGAAGUCUGCAGCGAACGCCAGGCAAUCAAAAAGGGACCUGAAAGUGCGCAAAAAAUGGUGUACUAUCAUGAAGAGGGAUGACAAAGUUCCGCUUUCGUACCACACUGUAAGAUAUUGUUGCGAGGAUCAUUUUGAUUUGGAAGCUGAUAUGGAGAACUACGUCAAGUAUAAGCUUGUGGGAGGACAGCUUAGAUUGAAGAAGGGAGCAUUGCCUCAUAAGUUUGAUUGCCAAAAACCACAAAAAAAUAUAGCUGAGAGACCCGGGUUUAAGAAAAGAGCGAAACGUGAAAAAAAACUCAUAGAAGACCGGAUGACAGCAACAGAAUCCAAUGAGCCGAGAGAGAUGGAUUGCCAACCAACAGCAUUGCUUCAGGAUACUUCAAAAAACAAUGAGAAUAGCGUUGACAAUGAAGGUAGUUUACAAAGUCCUUCUGAUGAAAAAUUCAAUAAUGAAGAAAUAAAAUGCGAAAUUGAGACUUUCAAAAACGACGAGAAUAGCGUUGACAAUGAAGGUAGUUUACAAAGUCCUUCUGAUGAAAUAUUCAAUAAUGAAGAAAUAAAAUGCGAAAUUGAGACUUUCAAAAUCGACGAGAAUAGCGUUGACAAUGACGGUAGUUUACAAAGUCCUUCUGAUGAAAUAUUCAAUAAUGAAGAAAUGGAAUGCGAAAUUUCAAAAAACAACGAGAAUAGCGUUGACAAUGACGGUAGUUUACAAGAACCAUCUGAUGAAAUACUCAAUCAAAUAAAAAAAGAAUGCGUAACGGUGCCGCAGCAGGAGGAAACUACAAUAGACUUUGAAAGUGACAAAUCUUUAGACAUACCUAAGACACAAAAAAAUUCACGACUGCGAGAGAAAAAUAAAAUAAUAAUAAGACAGCAAAAAAAACUAGCCGUUCAAGAUAAAACGAUAGCAACCCAAAAAAGAUUAAUAGCAAAACAAGUAAAGGUAAUCAACAGUCUAAAGGCCAAUAUAGAGAAUUUAGAAUUAAAAAAUGAUAAGCUGACAAAGCGGAAUGAGUUUUUAAGAGGAUCAUUACAGAGACUAAGAGAAAAAGUACUUAAUGAGAACGAAUAAUUUUUUAUGAUAUUUUAUUAAUCACAAAGUGCGUGUGGAAAAAAAGAAGAGCUAUCCAAGAAGACUACCAUACCAACACUAAAGAAUGCCAUAACUCCACAUUCCACAUUUUGAUUUUUACAACUGUUAAUUUAAUAAUGUAAAAUUAAGAAAAUAAAUAUAUCAUAGUGGUGGCGUUCCAUUACCACCCGCAAAAU
Pieris napi is the source of this 2265-nucleotide messenger RNA. RefSeq names its product THAP domain-containing protein 6-like. Lineage: Eukaryota; Metazoa; Arthropoda; Insecta; Lepidoptera; Pieridae. The transcript is spliced from 9 exons. The record is from RefSeq and is a predicted model, not a curated record. The coding region runs from base 896 to 2068 and encodes 390 amino acids.